This is a messenger RNA of Equus quagga, 2725 nucleotides long. It is a transcript of the gene RAD17, whose product is annotated as RAD17 checkpoint clamp loader component. The transcript has 17 exons. The record is from RefSeq and is a predicted model, not a curated record. Gene Ontology annotation, biological process: DNA damage checkpoint signaling; DNA repair; mitotic DNA replication checkpoint signaling. NCBI's taxonomy places the organism in Eukaryota, Metazoa, Chordata, Mammalia, Perissodactyla, Equidae. Gene Ontology annotation, molecular function: chromatin binding; DNA clamp loader activity. Gene Ontology annotation, cellular component: nucleus; Rad17 RFC-like complex. The coding region runs from base 201 to 2327 and encodes 708 amino acids.
GGCGCUGGACGCCUAAGUCACUCGCGCCGUUGGCGGCCCCUGCCUUUCGGGCUGCGUCGCGGAAGCGCCCACCGGUCUGGAAGGUCCCCGGGAGGCGGGUCCUUCGAGAGGCUCGGCGCUGAGUCUGGGUAGGGCCAGGUGGUUGCCCGUCCACCUGGAGCGGGACUUGGGCUCCGCCGCUCAUCUCCGCCCGUGAGGGGAUGCAGCUCCUGGCAAGUGAAUUAUACUUUAGUGUACUACAGGUUGUAUACUACGGAUGGGAGCUGUCAAAGUUUAUAAUGUCAAAAACUUUUCUUAGACCAAAGGUAUCUUCCACAAAGGUAACAGACUGGGUAGACCCAUCAUUUGAUGAUUUUUCAGAGAAUACAGGCAUUUCUACUAUUACUGCCACAUCGUUUGGUCUGAAUAACUCAAGUCAUAGAAAAAAAAAUGUGCCUUCCACAUUAGAAAGUAGCAAAUUUCCAGCUAGGAAGAGAGGAAAGCUGUCUUCCUCAGAACGGAUUUAUGGUCUAGAAAAUUCAAAAGAAUAUCUGCCUGAAAAUGAACCAUGGGUGGAUAAAUACAAACCAGAAACUCAGCAUGAACUUGCUGUGCAUAAAAAGAAAAUUGAAGAGGUUGAAACCUGGUUAAAAGCUGAAGUCUUAGAAAGGCAACCAAAACAGGGUGGAUCUAUUUUAUUAAUAACAGGUCCUCCUGGAUGUGGAAAAACAACGACUAUAAAAAUAUUAUCAAAGGAGCAUGGUAUUCAAGUACAGGAGUGGAUUAAUCCAAUUUUACCAGACUUCCAAAAAGAUGAUUUCAGAGAGAUAUUUAAUCCUGAAUCAAGCUUCCAUGUAUUUCCCUAUCAGUCUCAGAUAGCAGUUUUUAAAGAGUUUCUACUAAGAGCAACAAAAUAUAACAAACUACAAAUGCUUGGAGAUGAUCUGAGAACUGAUAAGAAGAUAAUUCUGGUUGAAGAUUUACCUAACCAGUUUUAUCGAGAUUCUCGUACUUUACAUGAAGUUCUAAGGAAGUAUGUGCAGAUGGGUCGAUGUCCUCUAGUAUUUAUAGUCUCCGACAGUCUCAGUGGAGACAGCAAUCAAAGGCUGCUAUUUCCCAAAGAGAUUCAGGAAGAGUGUGCUAUAUCAAGCAUUAGUUUCAACCCUGUGGCACCAACAAUUAUGAUGAAAUUUCUUAAUCGAAUAGUGACAAGAGAAACUAAUAAGAAUGGAGGAAAUGUCAUCGUCCCUGAUAAAGCUUUCCUCGAGGUGCUCUGUCAGGGGUGCUCUGGCGACAUCAGAAGCGCAAUCAACAGCCUCCAGUUUUCUUCAAAAGGCGAGAACAGUUUAUGGCAAAGGAAAAAAGGAAUGUUUUCAUUAAAAUCAGAUGCUGCGCUGUCAAAAUCAAAACAAAGAAAAAGACCUGAUCAAGUUUCUGAAAGUCAAGAGGCCCAAGCUGUUGGUGGCAAAGAUGUCUCUCUCUUUCUCUUCAGAGCUUUGGGGAAAAUACUGUAUUGCAAAAGGGCAUCUUUAACAGGGUUAGACUCGCCUCGCCUGCCUCGGCAUUUGUCGGAGCAUGAACGGGAUGCGUUGCUUGUCCAGCCUGAGGAAGUCGUAGAAAUGUCACACAUGCCAGGAGAGUUAUUUAAUUUAUAUCUUCACCAGAACUACGUGGAUUUCUUCGUGGAGAUGGAUGACCUUGUGAGAGCCAGUGAAUUUCUGAGUUUUGCAGAUACCCUCAGUGGCAACUGGAAUACACGCUCUCUACUCAGGGAAUAUAGCACGUCUAUAGCCACGAGAGGCGUGAUGCAUUCCAACAGAGCCCGAGGCUUUGCUCAUUGCCAAGGAGGAGCAUCAACUUUUCGACCUUUGCACAAACCCCAGUGGUUUCUAAUAAAUAAAAAGUAUCGGGAAAAUUGCCUGACAGCAAAAGCACUUUUUUCUGACUUCUGCUUACCAGCUUUGUGCCUCCAAACUCAGCUGUUGCCAUACCUUGCUUUGUUAACCAUUCCAAUGAGAAAUCAAGCUCAGAUUUCUUUUAUCCAAGAUAUUGGAAGGCUUCCUCUGAAGCGACACUUUGGAAGAUUGAAAAUGGAAGCCCUGAUGGACAGGGAGCCUGCAAUGAUAGGUGCCGACAGUGGAGAUGAAGCCCAGCUCAGUGGAGGGCAGCCUGCAGAGGAAGCUCUGGGUGAGACCACUCAAACCCCUGAACCCGAAACCUGGUCUCUUCCUUUGAGUCAGAGCAGUGGGAGUGAACUGCCCGCCAGCCAGCCUCAGCCCUUUUCAGCCCAGGGAGACAUGGAAGACGACGAGCUGGUCAUAGAAGACUAUGAGAGUGACGGGAUGUAGAAACCAGCCCGCCGGGCACGCUGCCACUGGAUGGGGCCGGAUGAGUGUCCCUCCUUGGUGCUUGAACAGAGGUGAAACACUUCUCAGGUGAAUCACGGCUCGUCAGUUCUUCGCUCUUGUUUUCCAGCACAAGGAGCUGCCCCUCUCAUCCUGCAGUGAAUAGAAGAUCAAGCUUUCAAAUAAGAUCUCCAUUUUGUUCUCUAGUAUUUAUUUAGUCUUGUGAGUGGUGUUGGGAGAGGAAGUCAGUGUGUAUGAAGUGUGUUUGAACAUUAUGCCAAAUAUCAGAAAAUGUGAAGGAAUAAUUGAGAAUACAAAAACGUUAUGGGGUUGUAAAUAUGCAUUAUGAAGCAGUUUAGCAUGCAGUUGUAAGUGUAAAUAAACUUGGUGCCUAAUUCGCA